AUGUUCUUUGCAUUAUUCUCGCUGAUUGAGUUCUUUGUUUUUAUUCUCAACGGAUUUGCCAUCGUCAACAGGGAGCGUGUCUUAAAUAAGGUAUUUAUCAAUUUAUCGUAUUGACCUCUUGUUGUUUUAGUAUCUAAAAUCCCGCGAGCAUUCAUUUGACAGUCAGAGUCAAGACUCCGCGGUGUUUCGGCUGGUCCAGUUGAUUAUUUCCAUUCAAACAGUUCUUCGAGGUAAGAUUUCUUUAUUUCAGACUUCUAAAAUAAAAAUUAAUUUUAGUUCCGUUAAUCUUCUUGAAUUCACUUAUUAUUGUUGUGAGACUUGUGGUUGGGUAAAGAGAUGGCAGAUGCUACGUUCAACGAAGUCACUGGUCUCGAAUACAAUACUUUAAAAGUUCCAUAUGAAUUGCUCAACAAAAAAUUUCGAGCUGCGCAGAAGACGAUAGAUCAACAAGUGUUUCAGUCUAAACGAAGUAAAAAUGCGCUUACCGAUCUACUAAAAAAAUCAGAUAGGUCCAUUGAUGUUGAGCCUGUAAGCUUAUUCAUGUGAGCUAAAUUAAUAAACAAUUUAUUUAAGGUUCGGGUAGAGUUCUCUCAAGUUACUGAUCGGCUUCGCAAGUUUUUAAAAUCAUUUGACGAGAUUGUGAGCGAAGAAGAAAAUGCAGCUCAGACUUUUGGGAGUAGAACAAAAUACCUUAAACAGGUGCGUGGUAAAUAAUUUUUUAAUGUUUUAACCAUUUAGGGCUUCUCUUCUGAUCCUGCAAUAUCAUCGGCAUUUCGGAAGCAACGGACCAACAGAUUUAUCAUCGAUUAUUUCCUCAGAGCCGGCUAUUUUGAGACGGCCCAAAAAUUGGCGGAAUAUGUGGGGAUCGACAAUAUCGACCGGAAUGUCUUUCAUGUUGCCAAGCAAGUCGAAGAUGGCCUGCAGAGACACGAUCUCUCGAUUUGUUUGAAUUGGGUGUUGGACAAUCGCUCGAAGUUGCAUCGUUUACACUCCAAUUUCGAGACGGAAGUUCGAGUCCAGCAAUUGAUUGAAUUGAUAAAAAACGGCCAGAGACAGGAGAGUAUCAACUUCAUCCGAGCGACUUUUGGAGGGCCAGACAAAUGGACCAACGAGACCUUACUGCAAGUUAUGGGUCUAUUAGCAUUCGGACCUGCCACUGGUGUUAGUUCCUAUCAGAAGCUUGUGAUAUCUGAGAGAUGGGAACAGAUUCUGGAUAUGUUCAGAGAAGAAAACGCCAAGAUCUUCCGACUGUCUCCUCAAUCGGCCUUCAGCGUAUGUCUCCAAGUAGGAUUGGCUGCGUAUAAAACGCCUUUCUGCAAGAAUAACCCGGAUUCCCGAUGUAUAAUAUGCCGAGAUUUGUAUGACUUGGCUUAUGGGCUGCCCUUCUCGAAUGUGAAGAACUCUCGUUUGAUUUGCGCUUACAGUGGUGAGUCAUUGGACGACGAAAACAAUCGCCCCGUCAUGCUUCCCAACGGCCAAGUAUAUGGCGAGAGAGCGAUCAAUCAGCUCGUCCGAGACAAUGUAAUUAUGUGUCCCAAGUCAAGUGAAUUCUUCCCUGCAGACAAGCUGCAGCGUGUGUAUGUUUUAUAA
This is a messenger RNA of Bursaphelenchus xylophilus (pine wood nematode), 1590 nucleotides long. NCBI's taxonomy places the organism in Eukaryota, Metazoa, Nematoda, Chromadorea, Rhabditida, Aphelenchoididae. The record is from the annotation of a GenBank genome assembly.